AUGGAAAAUGAAAGCAAAGAGCCUGUUAUUGACUACCAGUACAAGGCACUAAAAGAUCGCAAAUCGAUCCGACUUCUGUACCUACACACAUCUAGUUCGUAUCACCAGCUACCUAUCGAAGUCUCCCUCUGCGAAUUUCCUAUCGAUGCCUGUCCAAACUUCAGCGCACUGUCUUAUGCAUGGUCAAUUGAUGAUGAGCCUGUCCCAUCGUUUCGAGAAUUGCUCUGCGAUGGGGCUGUUAUCAGAAUAACAAAAAAUUGUGAGGCCGCACUAAAGAGACUACGACGGCCGAAACAAGACCAAAUACUUUGGGUUGAUGCGGUGUGUAUCAACCAAGCCGAUCUUGAAGAAAGAAGUCUCCAAGUUCUCUUGAUGCGCCAAAUAUAUACACAGGCGUCUUGGGUCGCUUUGUGGGUUGGCGACGCAUCUACAGACAUCGACGAGGAGUCUGGCUUGCCUCUUUCAGAUCUGGGGAUGGACUAUAUCCAUGACUUUGCAGUUGAGAUUGCAGAAAGAACAAAUUCAGGCCAAGAUAUAAAUCAAGGACCACUUUAUCAAGAGUUUAUAAAAGACCGGCAAGCAUUCCAAUAUUCGGAAAGCAAAGUCUUCACACCUCGAGUACGCGGCCUUUGGGAUGUCUUUCAUCGGAAUUGGUGGAAAAGAUUAUGGGUUAUUCAAGAAGUUGCUUUGGCCAAAGAGCCAGCCUUGCUAUGCGGCUUAAAAGCAGAGCCAUUCCAUAAUCUCAAAGUUGUCAUCGAGGCCCUGAUCAGAUCCGCGCAGCCGGUCGAAGUCCUGGAGUACAACACCCUCUUUAUCGCACACACGUUUCAUCAGUUCCAUGUACGACACAUGAUUGAGACUGGUAGAAUGAGCACGAUAUCACCUCCUGGGGUAAAGGCACUCGAUAUGCUAAACGCCACCCGCAAUGCGCAAGCUACAGAUCCCCGAGACAAGAUAUACGGCAUCCUUGGCUUCUUUGGCCCUCCAGCAACGGAUCCGGAGAAUAUCUUCCCAGAUCCGGAUUAUAAAAAGCCUGCUGCAGAGCUCUAUGCUGAUGUCUCGCGAGCCAUAAUCGUCAACACCAAGAAGUUGGAGGUCUUGAGCUCAUGCUAUGGCUUCUUUAAGUCAACGGUUCCUAAUCUACCCUCGUGGGCAGCAUCGUGGAACGAUACUCCUAUGCAGUAUUUUGAUGGGAAAAUCUUCAACGCGGCAGGCUCUUCUAACGUCGUCUAUGAAGACUCCGACGAUAAGCUGCUCAUGCGAAUAAAAGGUAGGGUCGUUGACUCCGUGAAACGCUCAGGUCGAAUACCAGAGUCAAUAGGAUAUAGCAAUGAGGCAUGCAUCGAGCUAUGGCGCUACUGGUGGAAGUUUGCUUCUGCAUUAGAUUCCUAUCCAACUGGAGAGUCUGUUGUCGACGUAUUUGAAGAUACACUUUGCUGGGGGAGCAGCUUGGAUUAUACCCGACUACAACCUGGGGACAACAAAGAGAGCUUUGACGCUUGGUUAAAAAUAUUGAUCGGGGCAGAUGACACAGGUACAGCCGCCAAGCAUAUUUUUAAUGGCGGAGAGUCGUUCAAGUAUGCUCAUAGAGCUACCUCGGUCACUUGGGGGCGCAAUAUGAGCAUAACCGACAAGGGGUACCUGGCUAUGGUGCCCAUAGUGACCAAAGCCGAGGACAAGAUUGUCAUUUUCCAGGGCUCUAAGCUGCCUUUUAUCGUGCGAACUGAAGAUGGCGUAUCCAAGCUCGGAGGGCCUUGCUACGUGCGCGGAAUGAUGGAUGGAGAGUUUGCUACUGAGGACGCACAAGCUAUAGAUGAACUGGAAUGGUUUACAUUGAAGUAGCGAAGCAUCAAUCCUAUCAGAUGACAU
This is a messenger RNA of Trichoderma atroviride IMI 206040, 1869 nucleotides long. RefSeq lists its product as uncharacterized. Lineage: Eukaryota; Fungi; Ascomycota; Sordariomycetes; Hypocreales; Hypocreaceae. The record is from RefSeq and is a predicted model, not a curated record.